UUCAAGUUUUGUCCCGUGACAAAUAGCUGCGGAAUUUCGGGCCAAACGUCAGCAGCUGGCCAUCUCAGCUUUGCUUUUGGCGGUUCAGAAACAAACAGCAAUGGAUGAAGGAAAACCCUGCAUGUGUCCGUUUAGUCACCGGAGUCUUUGCUAGUGAAACAUACGCCGAGUUUUUCUUCAGCUUCUUCCUCUGCAGUCCGACACGUCAGUGGAGACGGUUUCCGUGGAAAGCUUGUGAAAAUAAGCUCUAGAAUGGAGAUUGUCAGUUGUGUGUUUAAGCUGUGCUCCAGAACAGAGCACUGAAGAACCACUGCUACACCGAGCUGCCUUCUCUGAGCUCAGCCAACCAGAGCCCUCAGGAUGGACGAGCACUCCAGCUGCCCUAAUGUCAGCAUUCCCUGCUACAAUGAGCAGAGAGACAAGAAAAAGCGCUACACUGUUUACAAAGUGAUGGUCAGUGUUGGAAGACAUGAGUGGUUUGUCUUCAGGAGAUAUACAGAAUUUGAUAAACUGUAUAAUACAUUGAAAAAACAGUAUCCUGCUUUGAAUUUGAAGAUACCUGCUAAGAGAAUAUUUGGUGACAACUUUGACCCAGAGUUUAUAAAACAGAGAAGAACGGGGUUACAUGAGUUCAUCCAGAAAAUCGUGUCCCAUCCGCAGCUCAGCAACCACCCAGAUGUCCGAGAUUUUCUGCAAAUGGACAAAUCAAAAAACUUCUCGGAUGCCUCAGAAGAUGAAGAUGAGAAGAAUAGCUCUACCUCCAGAAAUAUUAACCUGGGACCAUCUGCAAAUCCCCAGGCUAAACCCACUGACUUUGACUUUCUUAAAGUCAUCGGUAAGGGGAGCUUUGGAAAGGUUCUACUUGCGAAGAGGAAGCGAGACGGGAAGUGUUAUGCAAUCAAAGUCUUGCAAAAAAAGGUCAUUUUAAACAGAAGAGAGCAAAAACACAUCAUGGCUGAGCGCAACGUGCUGUUGAAGAAUGUGAAGCACCCUUUCCUUGUUGGAUUGCACUACUCUUUCCAGACAACAGACAAGUUAUACUUCGUCCUGGAUUUUGUCAAUGGAGGCGAACUUUUCUUCCACCUUCAAAAAGAGCGGACCUUUCCUGAACCCAGGGCAAAGUUCUACAUUGCUGAGAUGGCAAGCGCACUGGGCUAUCUGCACUCUCUCAACAUUGUUUACAGGGAUUUGAAACCAGAAAAUAUCCUGCUGGACUCCCAAGGGCACAUAGUCUUGACCGAUUUCGGAUUGUGCAAGGAGGGGAUCUCUCAAGCAGACACAACCACCACAUUUUGUGGAACACCUGAGUAUCUGGCUCCAGAGGUACUGAGGAAACAGCCGUAUGACAAUACUGUGGACUGGUGGUGUCUGGGCUCUGUGCUGUAUGAGAUGCUCUAUGGCCUGCCUCCAUUCUACAGUAGGGACACACAUGAAAUGUAUGAAAACAUACUGCAUAAGGAGCUACCAAUGCGACCUGGCGCAUCCACGACUGCCUGGUCCAUCUUGCAGGCUCUACUGGAGAAGGAUAACACCAGGAGGCUGGGAUACAGGGACGACUUUAAUGAAGUCAAAAGCCAUGACUUUUUCUCUUCAAUUAACUGGGACGACCUUGAGCAGAAGAAGAUUCCACCUCCGUUUAACCCCAGUGUGGAGUCGCAGUAUGACAUAUCGAAUUUCGAUCCUGAAUUCACUGAAGAAACUGUUCCCAAUUCGGUGUGCAUUUCCACAGAGCACUCCAUCGUCAAUGCCAGUGUCAUGGAGGCCGACGACGCCUUUCUGGGAUUUUCCUACGCUCCACCUUCAGAUGACUCUUUCCUGUAAAAAGGCUGCUGCUCAAGCGAGUGCUUCCAGAAGUGGCUUUUGUAGUAGUCAUUCUUUUUUGCUGAAAGGGAAGAACAUGCCCAGUGGAGAAACCUGACCUUAGGGGUUGUAUAGUUUUGUUGACAAAAGUACAUAGACAUUUUGUGAUGCAGGGUAUUUCAAAUCUUUAUUUUUUAUCUUCAAACAACAGAUUUAUAUUUUGUAUGGAAUCUAUUACCUUCCCUGAGAUGUUGCUCAGGUGUUGCUUUUCUUCCUCAGAUUAUUUUAUACGGUGGCAGUUUUUCUGUCAGGGAAGCCUGAGAAUGCCCUUUGCUUGAAAACAAAAUGCCUUUGUCUUAUACAUUCCGUUUUAUCUCCCCUGACACCUAGAUCAUUGCUUACGACAUGGACCCUGUGCAGUUGUGACCGUGUGAUUUGACCUAUAAAAAAAAAAAAAAAUAUAUAUAUAUAUAUAUAUAUAUAUAUAUUAUGGAAAAUAGUUACAGGCCUAGUCAUAUAUUAAGACGUGACUUUUUUUUUUUUUAACCAAAGACGCCAUUUUUGUAUUAAUAACCCCUGUGGCAUAAUGAUGUAAGACUGAACUGAAUAAAAAAAAAUUAACUAAUGGUGGAAUUUAAAUUAGUAAAGUAAAAGAAACUA
Pygocentrus nattereri (red-bellied piranha) is the source of this 2460-nucleotide messenger RNA. It is a transcript of the gene sgk3, whose product is annotated as serum/glucocorticoid regulated kinase family member 3. Bases 361 to 1821 code for a protein of 486 amino acids. The record is from RefSeq and is a predicted model, not a curated record. Gene Ontology annotation, biological process: protein phosphorylation. Gene Ontology annotation, molecular function: phosphatidylinositol binding; ATP binding; protein serine/threonine kinase activity. The transcript is spliced from 17 exons. NCBI's taxonomy places the organism in Eukaryota, Metazoa, Chordata, Actinopteri, Characiformes, Serrasalmidae.